Penaeus monodon (black tiger shrimp) is the source of this 1080-nucleotide messenger RNA. RefSeq lists its product as uncharacterized. Bases 1 to 1080 code for a protein of 359 amino acids. The record is from RefSeq and is a predicted model, not a curated record. Lineage: Eukaryota; Metazoa; Arthropoda; Malacostraca; Decapoda; Penaeidae. The transcript has 4 exons.
AUGAUCAAGCAGGAACAAGGAAAUUCUUGGCACGUUUAUGACAAGGAAGGCUCUCACCCAGAUCCAGACAAGGUAUCAGCAAUUAAAGCACUGCCGAGCCUAGAAAUGUCACAGAGCUGCAACAAUUUUUGGGAUGAUGCAACACUGGCACAUUUCAAUCCAAAUAAACCAACAGUCAUACAAGUAGAUGCAUCUCAAAAAGGCAUUGGUGCUGCAAUAGUACAAGACAAGCCUAUUGCGUAUGCAUCCAAGUCUCUGUCUGAAACAGAGCAACGCUAUGCCAAUAUCGAAAGAGAACUACUUGCAGUGUCAGGAAAAGAUCUUUUAUUAGCAGAUGGUCUGUCACGUUUGCCAUCAACGGACAACCAACACAUUGGCCUAGACCUACAGAUCAACUUUGUUACAUUCAGCAACGAAACAUUAGACCAACUUAGACAGGAAACCUCUAGAGACGGCACACUCCAUGGACUAAAAGAAGUCAUUAUCCAAGGAUGGCCAGAGACAAUGAAAGAUCUACCAAGGAUGUUACAACAAUACUGGUCCUUCAGAGACGAGUUAUCUGUUGAAGAUGGGCUGGUGAUAAAAGGCAGCAGAGUCAUAAUCCCAGCAUCAAUGCAAAAACUUGUGCUUGACCGCAUCCACAAAGGACACCAAGGCAUCACAAAGUGCCAACUUCGAGCCAAAGAAUCCGUGUACUGGACUUCAAUCAACAAGGACAUUGAAGAGAUAGUCCAGCAGUGUCCCACAUGCCAAGAAAUGUCAAGGUCGCAAACAAAGGAAAUCCUCAUCCCGCAUGAACUUCCUACACAACCAUGGCAAUAUGUUGGAACAGAUCUUUUCCAUUAUGGAGAAAAUGACUACCUGAUUGUUGCUGACUACUACUCAAACUCUGAAGAAUUUGUUAAGUUUGCUUCGAACUGGGAGUUUGAACAUAUAACAAGCUCACCCACUAUCCUCAGUCCAAUGGAUUCAUCGAGAGGACUGUUCAAGACGGUCAAAAACACCAUCGAUAAGGCAAAAAGAAGCAACCAGGAUCCGGAAUAUGGCAUUGUUAACCAUACGUACCACACCACUGGAUAG